GGCAGAAUUUAUUUAAUUCUUGAGAGUUUUAUUACUCAUAGGCUGCCACGUUCAACCUGUGCACAACGUUCCUAUUAAUAAUGAUAUUAGUGAAGCUAGGCAGCUUCAUGUUCUACCGUGACAUGGUAAUGGACUUGAUUCGUUCCGCCGAGAGGAAUUUUUGGAGUGCCACUUAUGACGAGGUUGGCACUCGAAUCCUAGAAGGAUAUGACAGGCUAGGGAUGACUAUGACUUACACUUUUACGUUCAUCGUUUACGUGGCGACUUUAAAUUACAUCUUCGCACCUUUUUUCGAGCAUGAAGCAAAAAACGAAACGGAGAAAAUUCUACCUUUCAAGCUGUGGAUUGACUUUCCAUAUCACUCACCGUAUUACGAAGUCACUUAUGUUAUACAGUCACUUUCGACAAUACAUUCGGGUAUCUGCACUUUCUGCUUUGACAAUUUUGUAAGCACGUUCAAUAUUCACAUUGCCGCGCAACUGAAAAUCUUGGCUCACAAAGUAAAAGUCAUCGCUGAGGAUUGCAUCGAGGAUACGAUGGAUCAGAAAUGUCCAUUGGAAACGAAUGUUGCGGUUGUAUCGUUCAAGAAACUGCAGGACUGUGUGCAGCACCACAUCACGCUCAUAUCUUACGUGCGUAAUAUGCAACGCGUGUUCGCUAUUAUAUUGCUCGGACAGUUGCUGCUCUCCAGCGUAGUCCUCUGCUUCGGUGGAUUUCAGUUUCUCGCUGCGGAUAUGAUUAUCAGAAAGUGCAUUUUUGCCUUCCAUUUCGUGGGCGGUCUUAUCCAGCUGUUUAUUUAUACGUGGACGUCCAAUGACAUAAUUGUGCAAAGUGUGGGUAUUUCCGACGCCGCUUACAAUUCCAAAUGGUACCUUUUACCCGACAACGAUCUAGGCAGGGCGGUGAAGAAAGGGCUAAUUAUGAUCAUGAUCAGAGCACGCCGGCCGUGCAAGUUAACCGCUGGGAGUUUCACGGUUAUGUCCUUGGACACUUUCAUGGGGAUAUUAAGUACAGCGGCGUCGUACUUUACGUUAUUACGACAAAUGAGUGAGGAUAAUAUAUAGUUAUAAAAUAUAUAGACCUACAGAAGGAAAUCCUAGUUGCUAGCUAGUGUUGAAAUUGAAAAAAUUUAUUUUAAUAUCUACAUCAUAUUUAAUUAAUGAAGUAUAUGUAUAUGCUUAAUUAAAUUCUACAUUCGAAAGGACGAACCUCGUACAUCAUUCGAAUCUUUUCUGUCGAUAAGACGAUUAAAUCAAUAUCUUUAAAACAAUAUUAUCUUGGACGUUUCAAGGAUUAAUAAAUAAAUUUACAUUAACAUUACAU
Molecule: messenger RNA, 1323 nt
Organism: Wasmannia auropunctata (little fire ant)
Lineage: Eukaryota; Metazoa; Arthropoda; Insecta; Hymenoptera; Formicidae
Product: odorant receptor Or2-like
Exons: 6
Coding region: 81-1064 (327 amino acids)
Biological process (GO): sensory perception of smell; detection of chemical stimulus involved in sensory perception of smell
Cellular component (GO): plasma membrane
Molecular function (GO): olfactory receptor activity; odorant binding
Source: RefSeq, a predicted model, not a curated record